AUGCCACCACCACCCACACGCUGGCGCGAGGGUUUCAGCGCCCUCCACGCCGUCUAUCAACGACACGUCAAGGGCGUAUCCCAGCCGCCCGUCCUCUGCGCCAAUGCUGCAGCGCUUCUGUCGGCUGCCUAUGUCUUCAUCUACGUAAUCCCCUUCUACCUCUCCUCCGCCACCAGACCUUCCGUCUCCCUCUCGCGCGAUGCUCCCUCGUCCAUCCGCGCCAGAGUCCGCGCCGUGACCUUCUCCACCCUUCUGUGCACCCUCAUCACAGUAGUCCUGCUCCACCGCCAUGAUGUCGCCAUCCCGCAGAUCCUCGCUCUCCUUGGUUUGUGGCCUGUGUCGCCCAUGGACACCAUCCGCACCAUGCUCCUAGUCGUCAUUCUCUUUGCAGGUCCUCUGUUCGAGAAUGGCAUAGUCGACGGUGAUUGGCGAGACUGGAUACAGCUGAAUGGCCUGCACCAGUCAUUGAGCAGUUGGAUCGGAUACAGGAACUUUGUAGUUGGACCCGUCAGCGAAGAGCUAGUUUGGCGUUCCCUUAUCGUGCCCCUCCACGUCCUAGCCCGCUUCUCCGGCAAGCAGAUCGUCUUCCUGACCCCACUCUACUUUGGCAUUGCCCACGUCCACCACCUGUACGAGUUCCGCAUCACCCACGCACAGGUCCCCCUCGCCUUGGCAAUUGCCCGUUCCCUCUUCCAGUUUACAUACACCUCGCUCUUCGGCUUCUUCGCCGCCUUUGUCUUUGUGCGCACCGGCAAUGUCUACUCGUGUGUCUUGGCCCACGCCUUUUGCAAUUGGAUGGGACUGCCGCGCUUCUGGGGUCGCGUUGGUGUCGAGGCUGGUGUGCCCAUUGGUCCCUCAGACGUCGCCAAAAAGGACGACGGUGAUCCAAGGGCCGCACCUGCGUAUCAGGGAAAGGGCAUCGCAUGGACUGUAGCAUACUACCUCAUCCUGGUAGCUGGAGCUGUGGGCUUCUACUACCAGUUAUUCCCGCUGACCGAGAGCAACCAUGCUCUGCCUGUGACACUGACCAGGACGUAA
Molecule: messenger RNA, 1038 nt
Organism: Bipolaris victoriae FI3
Lineage: Eukaryota; Fungi; Ascomycota; Dothideomycetes; Pleosporales; Pleosporaceae
Exons: 4
Coding region: 1-1038 (345 amino acids)
Biological process (GO): CAAX-box protein processing
Cellular component (GO): endoplasmic reticulum membrane
Molecular function (GO): metalloendopeptidase activity
Source: RefSeq, a predicted model, not a curated record